GAACAUUCGACCACUGCUAUUCAGAGUUGCUGCUAAAAUACCAUGUCUAAGAACUCGGAGUACAUCAAUCUGUCAUUUUUAUUGGAUCAUGAGAAGGAAAUGAUUCUAGGAGUUCUAAAAAGAGAUGAAUAUUUGAAAAAAGUGGAGGAUAAGAGAAUAAGGAAGUUGAAAAACGAACUCUUAGAAGCAAAACGUAGAGGUGGGAAGAUUCAACAGGAAACCAGUAGAGUCUGUGUUCACUGUCAGAGAAACCUGGGCUUAAUAUUUGACCGGGGAGACCCGUGCCAGGCCUGCUCACUGAGGGUGUGCAGCGAGUGUCGUGUCACAGGCCUCGAUGGCAGCUGGAAGUGCACUGUCUGUGACAAAGUCGCGCAGCUAAGGAUUAUAACUGGAGAAUGGUUUUUUGAAGAAAAAGCAAAGCGUUUCAAGCAAGUCAAUGUUCUGGGCACUGAUGUUGUUCGGCAGUCCAUCCUAAGAAGAAAUCCAGAAGCUGAAGAAAUACAGAGCCAAGAGCAAGCCUGUCAGGAUGCAGAAAAAUCAGAUACUUCACCUUCUGUUGGGCAGAAGGCCAGCCAUGAUGGGCCCAGGAGAAAGGGAUUUCUUCUGAGCAAGUUCAGAUCAGCAACCAAAGGAGAAAUCAUGACUACAAAAACUGAAAGUGGGCAGAGCUACAGCUUGGACUUAGAGAGCCAAAACUUUUGGAGUUUAAAGUCAGUUCCCAGUUCAGACAGGGGAAGCACCGGUUCAUCAGAUCUCAAUGACCAAGAAGCUGGUCCUGGGACCUCGAAGGGCAGCCGGAAUGAAUGCAUGACCCCAGUCACUCAAAGGUCACCAGCCCCGAGCACACGCAGCAGGACCUCAGUCAUCAGUAGGGAGCAUGGUUUUGAUAAUUCCAUGGGUUUGGCUGCCAUUGAAAGCACCUCUGAAGACCUCACAAAGCAUCAUCGCAGAAACACUUCAGGCACACCUUCCAUAGCAGUAUCCAGAGCCUCCCUCUCCUCAGACCAGAGUCGGUCCGAAUUAGAUUUGAGUGGAUCAUUUUCAGAAGAUGUAGAGGAUGCUGUAAACUUAAGAAGGAAGUCUGUCACUGGGGCUUUAGGUAAAGACUUGAAUUCCUUGGAAGACACUGAAGAAGGCAUUGAUGACUUAGUGUCCUCCCAGUUUUCUGCAAACAGUCGCAGUCUAGCAAGUGGCCUGUCAACGAAUUCUCAAGCAGCCUCUGACAGGAAGUGGACCUACCUACAUGUGCCUGAUGCAGACUCAGACACUACCAGCCUUAACAGCAUGAUGAGUGUUUACAGUGAGACAGGAGACUAUGGCAAUGUGAAGGUCAGUGGUGAAAUCCUUCUCCACAUCAGCUACUGCUACAAAACUGGCGGGCUCUACAUUUUUGUGAAGAAUUGCAGAAAUCUGGCCAUAGGAGAUGAAAAGAAACAGAGGACAGAUGCUUAUGUCAAGUCAUACCUUCUUCCUGACAAGUCCCGAAACAAUAAGCGCAAGACCAAAAUCAGAACAGGCACUAAUCCAGAAUUCAAUGAAACACUAAAGUACACUAUCAGCCACACUCAGUUGGAAACAAGAACUUUGCAGCUCUCAGUCUGGCACUAUGAUCGAUUUGGACGUAACAGCUUCCUCGGGGAAGUGGAGAUUCCUUUUGAUUCAUGGAACUUUGAAAAUCCAAGUGAUGAGUGGUUUGCAUUACAGCCUAAGGUGGAGUUUGCCCCUGACAUUGGCCUUCAGUACAAAGGAGAGCUGACAGUCGUUUUACGCUAUAUUCCCCCAGAGGAAAACUUGAUUCUUCCACUAGGACAAGUUCAAGGAAAGAAGGCCUUUAAAAAGGGAAAGAAGAAGGAGUCAUCUGUGAUCUCUGGAGGAGUACUAGAAGUGUUCAUCAAAGAGGCAAAGAAUUUGACAGCGGUGAAGUCAGGAGGCACUUCUGAUAGUUUUGUGAAGGGCUACCUGCUCCCUGAUGAUAGCAAAGCCACCAAGCACAAAACUCUGGUUAUAAAAAGGAGUGUUAACCCACAGUGGAAUCACACUUUCAUGUUCAGUGGCCUGUAUCCCGAGGAUAUAAAGAAUGUUUGCCUAGAACUUACUGUCUGGGACAAGGAAGCUUUUUCCAGCAACAUCUUUCUAGGAGGAGUUCGUUUGAAUUCUGGAAGUGGUGUGAGCCAUGGGAAGAAUGUGGAUUGGAUGGACUCUCAGGGGGAAGAACAACGCCUUUGGCAUAAGAUGGUCAACAACCCUGGGACUCCAGUAGAGGGUGUACUCAUGCUCCGUUCCAGCAUGGGGAAGCGCAGGCUCUGAAGAGGACCAGUUCUCCAAGAAUGAGGCCUCCAAGGAACAUUUGGCUGCUGUUUCCUUGGGAACUAAGAUUCUGAUUCCCUACCAUUUCUCACCUGAGAUCAUUGGGG
Loxodonta africana (African savanna elephant) is the source of this 2414-nucleotide messenger RNA. RefSeq names its product synaptotagmin like 5 (gene SYTL5). Lineage: Eukaryota; Metazoa; Chordata; Mammalia; Proboscidea; Elephantidae. Gene Ontology annotation, molecular function: small GTPase binding; neurexin family protein binding; phospholipid binding. The transcript has 17 exons. The record is from RefSeq and is a predicted model, not a curated record. Bases 43 to 2307 code for a protein of 754 amino acids. Gene Ontology annotation, cellular component: exocytic vesicle; plasma membrane. Gene Ontology annotation, biological process: intracellular protein transport; exocytosis.